This is a messenger RNA of Drosophila bipectinata, 1770 nucleotides long. It is a transcript of the gene Cyp318a1, whose product is annotated as Cytochrome P450 318a1. The record is from RefSeq and is a predicted model, not a curated record. Gene Ontology annotation, molecular function: oxidoreductase activity, acting on paired donors, with incorporation or reduction of molecular oxygen; heme binding; iron ion binding. Lineage: Eukaryota; Metazoa; Arthropoda; Insecta; Diptera; Drosophilidae.
UCGGCCCAGACGAGCGGUUCGUUAGCUUCUCGCCAGUUACUGCCACUGCCACGCCCACAUAACCAAGACGCCCCACCACCGCCCACUAUCGAAACAUAGCCAACUGACUACAAAGCACCGCAUUAGGCCGAAAUAGGAGACACUUGUUGAGCCAUGCACUUGGUGGUGGCACUGUGGGUGUGCGGAGCUCUGCUGGUGGUGCUGCUCGGUUUCCAGCAGCGGAAGUGCUGGCGGCUCAUCUGGCAGCUGAACGGGUGGCGGGGGGUGGUGCAACAGCCCCUCCUAUGGUUCCUGCUCUGCAUCAACCUGCAUCCAGACAGCAUCCUGGAACGCGUGACCCAACUGCGUAUAUAUUUCCAACGUCCUUUGGGCAUUAUCCUGGGCACUCGAGUCCUGGUCUACAUCGAUGAUCCGGCGGACAUGGAAACCAUACUGAAUGCUCCCGAAUGUCUGGAUAAGUCCUUCCUUCAAGAUGGUUUCUUUGCCAAUCGAGGACUAUUACAUGCCAAGGGUCAACGUUGGAAAUUGCGUCGGAAGCAGUUGAAUCCGGCUUUUGGCCACAAUAUCGUGGCCAGUUUCUUUGAUGUUUUCAAUUCCGUCGGCAACCAGAUGAUUGAAAAAUUCAAAUUGGAUCCGAAUUUGCACGGAAAGGGUAUCAAGUAUACGGAUGCCGAGGAUCUACUGAGUAGGGCUGUCCUGGAGGUCUCCUGUAUGACUAUUAUGGGAACUCAAACCAAUUUCACGGAAAUAGAUGACGAUCACAUCGCCCACAGCUAUAAGAGACUCCUUGAGAUAUCGGCUGUGAGGGUCGUGAAGCCCUGGCUUCAGAUUGGAAUGCUGCAACGUCUCCUGGCCCCCGAUCUCUAUGCAGAAUCCCAGAAAUGCAACAAACUGCUGGAGGACUUUGUCGGGGACAUUGUGCGGAACAAGCACCGGAACUGGAGGCUGCGGGAGACCACUGGAGAGGAUGGCCCGUCGGCAGGGGGCUGGCAGCGACGCAUAUUCAUCGAACAAAUCUUCCAGCUGGCGGCCAACGGCGAGAUGACGCUCGAGGAGAUCAUGGACGAGGCUCAGUCCAUGGUCCUGGUUUCCUUCGAAACGGUGUCUAAUAGUAUCAUGCUGGCUCUCCUCUGUCUGGCCACAAAUCGUGGAGAUUGCCGGCAGCGGCUGAAGGCCGAGAUUGCCGCCGUAGUUCCGGAGAACGGAACUGGUUACGUCGGGUUGGAGCAACUGCAGCAAUUGCGUUACCUGGACGCCUUUGUUAGCGAAUCCCUGCGCCUACUCGCCACCGUUCCCAUGAAUCUGCGUCACGUCAGCCGCGACUUUCAGCUACCCGGCAGGGAGGCCAUCGUGCCCCAGAACAGCAUCGUGGUCCUGGACACCUUUAAUAUGCAGCGGGACGAACGCUGGUGGGGCACCACGGCCAGGCAGUUUGAUCCUCAGCGUUUCCUGGACCAGGAGCAGGACCAGGACGAGCCAUCGAAACAGCAGCAACAGGAUCAGAAUCAAACCAAAAAGGAUCAUCUAACUAGACGGCAUUCCUACAGCUUCCUGCCCUUCUCCAAAGGUCUGAGAUCUUGCAUAGGUCGUCGCUAUGGCUUAUUUAUAAUGAAAGUCUUCCUGGUCAAGUUGCUUUCAAGUUUCGAUUUUCAUAGCGAUUUUCAGCUGGAAAAUCUACAGUUUGUGGAGAAUAUAUCCUUAAAAUUUAGGAAUGUGGAUGACAUCUAUCUGGACAUUCAGCCGCACAGUUUGUCCAAGGAUUCCAAUUAG